Erythranthe guttata (spotted monkey flower) is the source of this 2129-nucleotide messenger RNA. Its product is annotated as pentatricopeptide repeat-containing protein At5g25630. The record is from RefSeq and is a predicted model, not a curated record. Gene Ontology annotation, molecular function: protein binding. Lineage: Eukaryota; Viridiplantae; Streptophyta; Magnoliopsida; Lamiales; Phrymaceae.
GAUAAGAAUUUUCAGUAUAAAAUCAUAAAAUCAGCUUCCGCUAAUUCAGUUGCACAUUCGUCUUCACUGCGAAAUUCAAACAGAUUGUGAUUACAUAGUUUCUAUUAACUUAUCGGAGAGAAACUUGCACGCUGCUGUAAAUUUUGUAUAUUUCUAACGAAGGAAUUUAAAUCGCCUAAUUAUUAAUAGCACGCAUGGGGUACCUAGAGGAGUUCGAUAAAGAGUCGGCCAAUUCUGAAAUAAACUGCAAAAACCAAGAUGAUCCUAUCAUGAAAAGGUCUCCCGAUGAAAAGAUUAAUUUUAAUCCACCGUCAGAAUCUCCUCUCUGCACUUUCUGCACGAGCGACGAGAGCUGUAAAAUCGUUCGAUCCAGAACGAAGCUAAUGAACAUUCUUGUAGAAAAAGGGAAGCACCAAGAAGCUCAAUCGGUUUUCAACGAUUUGAUUCGACGAGGGCAUAAGCCCUCUCUCGUAACAUACACGACACUCUUAGCUUCAUUGACCGCAAAACGCUUCGAACACACACACUCGAUAAUCUCUCAAGUCCACAAAAACGGGAUGGAGCCCGAUUCGGUUUUCUUCAAUGCUGUGGUGAAUGCAUUUUCCGAAUGUGGAGAUAUGGAGGGAGCAAUGAAGAUGUUUUCGAAGAUGAAAGAAUAUGGAAUGAAGCCCACAAUUAGCACUUUCAAUACGUUGAUUAAGGGAUAUGGGAUUGCAGGAAAACCCGAAGAAUCGUUAAAGAUAAUGGAGAUAAUGUCUAUGGAGGAGAAUGUAAAACCGAAUCUUAGGACAUAUAAUGUUCUUGUGAGGGCGUGGUGUAAUAAAAAGAACAUAAACGAGGCUUGGGGCAUUGUGCAUAAGAUGGUGGCUUCGGAUAUAAAACCGGAUGCUAUUACUUACAACACGCUGGUGACUGCUUAUGUUCAGAAUGGGAAAACGGAAGAGGCUGAAAAUGUGAUUUUGGAGAUGCGGAAAAAUAACGUGCAGCCGAAUGAAAGAACGUGUGGGAUGAUAAUUGCUGGAUAUUGUAAAGAAGGUAGAAUAAGGGAUGCGUUGCGAUUUGCUUACAAGAUGAAGGAAUUUGGUUUGAGGCCUAAUCUUGUCGUGUUCAACUCGUUGAUUAAAGGAUUUCUUGAUGUUUCGGACAGAAACAGUGUUGAUGAGGUUCUAACAUUGAUGGAAGAAUCGGGAGUAAAACCAGACGUGAUCACGUUCAGCACAAUCAUGAAUGCAUGGAGUGCCGCAGGCUACAUGAUAAAAUGUCAAGAGAUAUUCGACGACAUGGUCAAAUCCGGAAUUAAACCAGACAUCCACGCGUACAGCAUCCUGGCCAAAGGAUACAUACGUGUCCAAGAACCAGAAAAGGCCGAAGAAAUCUUAUCCGCCAUGCAAAAAAGAUCCGAUCUUUACCCUAACGUAGUCAUCUUCACCACCGUUAUCAGUGGAUACUGCAGCAUUGGCUCGAUGACAUCAGCGAUGAGGGUUUUCGGGAAAAUGAUCGAAUAUGGAAUAUCCCCAAAUUUAAGGACCUUUGAAACCCUAAUCGAGGGAUAUGCCGAAGCUAAGAAGCCAUGGAAAGCCGAAGAAAUAGUACAGCUCAUGGAAGGGUUCGAUGUUAGGCCUGAGAAGAGCACGUUUUUGCUGGUUAAGGAAGCUUGGAGAGCCGUAGGAUUGACUCAAGAAACACGAGAAGAGGGUUUGGAGAAAUUUUCGUCCUUUUCGAGAUUGCAGAUACCUAAUGUGGUUUUGAGUGAGCAGAAGAGGAAUAAUAAUCGAACGGUGUUGAGAGAAGCUGCCGAGUCGUCGUUUGCUUGUCGGUUUGGAGAGCGGGCCCCGGUGGUUAGCCGGAGGAAUUUUCGGGGGUGGAUAUCUUGUCAGGUUGGAUCCUUUUGUACAGUACUCUAUUGAAGUUUAAAUUUAAAAAAAAAAAAAACAAAAAAAAAAGAAGAAGAAGAAGAAAAAAGUGAUUUUGUUGUACAUAGGGAAAAAGGGGGAAGUGUCAAGUUGUGUAAGUUGAUUAUGUUACUUAUUCCACCACCACGUAUUUAAUUUCUUUUUUCAUGUGCAGCUGCAAAAAAACUUAUGUAUGAGAUAAAGCUUAUAUUCCACUCAGUACUUGGUUAAGAAUGA